Messenger RNA from Phanerochaete carnosa HHB-10118-sp, 1098 nucleotides. Its product is annotated as glycoside hydrolase family 18 protein. The annotation marks the transcript as partial. The transcript has 9 exons. Gene Ontology annotation, biological process: carbohydrate metabolic process. Gene Ontology annotation, molecular function: carbohydrate binding; chitinase activity. Gene Ontology annotation, cellular component: extracellular region. The record is from RefSeq and is a predicted model, not a curated record. Lineage: Eukaryota; Fungi; Basidiomycota; Agaricomycetes; Polyporales; Phanerochaetaceae.
CGCCACAGCUACUGGGGCCAGAACUCGUACGGUGCCGUGAACAGCGCCGACACCGCGAACUGGCAGAAGUCUCUGGCUUUCUAUUGCCAAGACGACGCCAUUGAUGUCUUCCCGAUGGCCUUCCUGAAUGUUUUCUUUGGUCCAGGCGGUGAACCCUCGCUGAACCUCGCGAACACUUGCAACCCCACCGACAACGCAACUUUCUCUGGGACAAACUUACCGAUCUGCACAUCCGUUGGCACGGACAUCCAGACAUGCCAAGCUAAAGGCAAGAUUAUAACUCUAAGUCUCGGCGGUGCAACGGGAUCUGUUGGGUUCUCGAGCGACAGUCAGGCGGAAGACUUUGCAGAUACCAUAUGGAAUUUGUUCCUCGGAGGAAGCAGCUCCACGCGUCCUUUCGGAGACGCCGUUCUCGAUGGGGUUGACCUCGAUAUUGAGGGUGGCUCUUCGACCGGUUACGCGGCCUUCAUCAACCGCAUUCAAUCGAACGCUGCUGGGGCUAGCAAAAAAUACUAUAUCACCGGCGCGCCGCAGUGCGUGUAUCCGGACGCGUCUCUCGGCGGUGUCCUGAACACUGCGAGUUUCGACGCCAUCUACGUUCAAUUCUAUAACAACCCUUGUGGUCUCCAGAACUUCAACGAAGCCUCCAACUGGGACUUCGGCAUAUGGGACAACUGGGCACGCACCAUCAGUCCUAAUCCCAAUGUCAAGGUCUACAUUGGUGCACCCGCGUCGAGCAGUGCGGCAGGCACCGGCUACGUGCCAAUCAGCACGUUGCAAAACAUUGCGACCCAGAUGCGCAAGGCCUUCCCGUCCUUUGGUGGCGUGAUGCUCUGGGACGCGUCCCAAGCCUAUGCAAACGACCGUUACGAUCUCGCGAUCAAGAACGCGCUUGUGGCAGCCGGCGGUACUGGGUUCACCUUCCCUGCAUGCUCUGCGCCAGCGUUCGUCUCUGGCUCGGCCUACAACGCCGGCUCUCAAGUGUCGUACCAAGGCGGACACCUGUGGACCGCCAACUGGUGGACCGAGGGCGACACACCCGGAGGUGAGUCUUCCAUCUCCCGUCAGCCCUGCGUUUCGAGUGGAAUGGAGAGCUAA